Fusarium subglutinans is the source of this 2265-nucleotide messenger RNA. RefSeq lists its product as uncharacterized. Lineage: Eukaryota; Fungi; Ascomycota; Sordariomycetes; Hypocreales; Nectriaceae. The record is from RefSeq and is a predicted model, not a curated record. The coding region runs from base 1 to 2265 and encodes 754 amino acids. Gene Ontology annotation, biological process: transmembrane transport. The transcript has a single exon.
AUGCACUCGUUAUCACCACUGUCUUUAUUCAUUCUUUUCUCUUCCGCGCACGCCUCAUACGUUCAGUUCAAGGACUGCAGUGUCCCAUCCUCAUCAGCAUAUUCCUACGACCCAAACAGUCUGGACGUGUAUCUUGACCAGCACAGCAAUGGAACAACGACGCUUAGUCUUGGGAUCACAGGGAAUUAUCCCACGAUAGCGUCGUGUCGGAGAUCGCUGCUCGACAACGCCUCUGUCGAAUUGAGCCUGGAAGCGCUGGGCGGGACGACGCGCUACAAUGGCGAGGUUCGGAAUGCGACGUGUCGGACUAGGGAGUUUAAGCAGAUCAACAUGGUUUUCUACAUGCAGUAUCUCGAGGUUCUUUUCAGGAUAAAUGAUCCGAAACCGCUGGCGGCGUAUGAGUUUGACAUUAACAUCGAUGCUCCGGAUCAUUUCUCUGUGGCGUGUCUCAAUGGGUUUUUGACGCCGGAUAUUGGAUACACGGUCCAGGAGAUUUCAUUCUGGAUACCAGCGCUUACGUUUAUUCUGGUCGUUUUGGCAGCUGUGGGGAGAGAAUGGUUUAAUCUCGUGCAUCCUUUGCGAGAAGACGAUGAGUCUGGGCAGGAGAGGAGUAUAAGCCGUUCUCAUCUCACGCGCAUAGCCGAUUGUCUCGCAUACAUCCAAUUCAUCUUCUUUUCUAGCGCGCUCAGCCUCCGACAACCUGGCUUUCUUCAACCAGUGGUUAGUUCGACGAGUUGGUCCACGCUCAUGACUCGACGGGGUAUCGUUUGGCGACAUUCGCUUUAUUACGGUAUUCGCGAUGGAAUCCAUGAGAUCAACGGGACGUUUGGUGGGACUUCGGGGCUGGAGCACAUGACGCAGGUGAUGGGGGCUCCAGUGACAGUGGAAACCUGGACCAACAUCGCGACGCUGGCGGUUGUCAUUCUCGUGCUUUUAUACGCGGUAAUUCAGGCAGGGCUUCAUUUGAGAUGGACGCGCGAUUGGUUCCAGCAGUCGGGGAGAUGGAUGAUCGACAGGUCUUCGAAACCGCACAAAGCUACGAUCUGGGUCGCUUUACGAGUCUACCUAAGUUAUCUCCUUCUACCGCUCACGGCUUGGACGACGUAUCAACUUGACAGCGUCAGCGCACGCCCGGUUUACUACACGAUUCUCGUCAUCCUGGUGGUUGCUUUGUUGAUCAUCGGGUGCUGGUGGGGAAUGUCGCGGAGUCCUCAAGACAUGGGUUAUUUACUGGUCGACAAUCUUCACAAGCAGACGCCGGAGGAGCCUUCCCGGACACAAGACUAUUACACCUAUGUCACAUUCAUCCUUCUUUUCGCCCGGGGAGUUAUUAUCGGUGGAUUACAGCGUUUUGGAACCGUUCAGUUGUUUUCGCUCAUGGCUUGCGAAGUUGUUCAGCUGGGCUUUCUCGCUUGGGUCGGCGCGACAUCUGAGUUGCUUUCAAAACCGGUCUUGAUCGCCGGGGCGCGACUCUCAGCGCUUCUUCUCUGCCUGGGAAUGAUUCCUGAUUUGUGGACUCACAUUGCUGCGAGUGCGCUUGGCUACGUUUUGCUCGCAUUCCAUGCGCUGUUCUUACUUGGCAUGUUUCUUGUUCCCUCAGCUUACGAGUCCACCCGUCUUGGAGUUACUUGGUACAAUGAAUGGCAGGCCCCUCAACAACCUGCUGGCGACUCUUCACUCGAGCGACCCCAAGUUUACGGCCUUCGUCAACUCUCAAGACGUCCCACGACAAGAACAGACCUAACGAACCAAAGCUUCAUGGAUCACGACAGAAGUAGCAGCCUCUCCAGCUCAGCCAAUUCAUCCUCCGAAUCCUCCAACAGAUUCUCUCGCGGAUCAGAGCCUGUAUCCCCCGAACUCCUCCGCACAUACUUCCGCUCUCCCCGCCCCGAGAGAUCCGUAUCAAGCCUCUCCGGUAGAAGUCAAUUCGACUCACCGCGCCCCGAGCGCUGUGCAUCACGCUCUUCCCCACGCCAUCAGCAAUUUCCGUCCUUUGAUACCACGCGCCCACCAACAGUUUACGAGAAUCCUGCGGAGAGGAAUUCCGUUGGUUCGAGUUUGAGCACGGAUAGUGGAGAUAUUGGAGAACAACCUUCUGCAUGGUCGGCGAUAUUGCCGUCGAAUACAAAUGUGGAUUAUUCGUUCAGGGAAACGGAUUUGUAUUAUGUUAAGCCGAGGGAGGUGUCGUUUGGGAAUGCUGAAGGGGGUGACGAUGGCCGUGGACAGGCGUCGGGUUGGGCAGGAAAGCUCAAGUUUUGGUCAUGA